GAGGGAGUAAUCCCGACUGAAUUUAUACAGAUUAUUGUGUAGAGCCGACAAAGUGAAAAAACACAUGAAAAGCUGUGUGGAUUGCGAGGCGGGUAAUGGUCCUUCAUCACCGGAUAGCACUUGUAGUGAUGAUGGCGAAACCUCCGAUGAUCAAAGCGGAGCUACCUCUCCCUCCAGAUCUCCCUUCCGGCCUCACUAUUCCCGGUGCCUCUGAAUCUCAUCGCCGCCGCCGCGACCUCGUCUUCGUUGUCAAUCCUCGAGGAGCUAAUGGAAAGACUGGCGAGCAAUGGAAGUCGCUGCUACCUCACCUUAGGUCGAGACUCUCUAACAACAACUAUAACAUAUGCGAGUCUUUGACAUCAGGCCCCCAUCAUGCCAUUGACAUAACAAGGGAGGCCAUACAUGAGGGAGCUGAUGCGGUGAUAGCUGUUGGUGGUGAUGGAACACUACACGAGGUUGUUAAUGGCUUCUUCUGUGGUGGUAAACCUGUUUCCAGUCAUGAUCCAGAGUCUACACACUCAACUGCUCUCGGUCUCAUUCCUUUAGGAACUGGAUCAGACUUUGCCAAAACAUUAGGAUGGAAAAAUGAUCCUCAUGAUGCUAUCGAGCGCAUCCUUGUAGGGACAAAGUCUAGGGUUGACAUUGGAUCUAUAAGCGGAGAGAGUGGAGAACCACAUUACUUCAUCAAUGUUGCUGAUAUACAUUUAAGUGCAAAGGCUGGUUAUCAUGCAUCAAAGUACAAGAAAUUCGGAAAUUUGUGCUAUGUUAUUGGUGCUUUGCAGGCUUUUUUUGGACACCACAACCAGGAUCUUAGGAUCAAGGUUGAUGAUGGUGAGUGGGAAGUAUAUCCACAAGUGACUGCUCUAUGCAUAGGGAAUGCAAAAUACUUUGGCGGGGGAAUGAAAAUCACACCCAAUGCUAACCCAACAAGUGGUAACUUCGAGGUUGUUACUCUUCAGAAUUUCAAGUGGUAUGAUUUCAUCCUCAAUCUACAUAAGCUGUACAAUGGAACACAUCUCUCCGUCAAAAAUGUAAAUUCAAGAAGUGCUCGUUCAAUCGAAGUUGAGGAGGUGGGUAGCAGCGGCAGGAGUAUCUAUGUUCAGUCUGAUGGAGAGUUUUUGGGGUUCCUCCCCAGGAAGCUUCACAUAUUACCGGGUGCCAUUGAAAUGAUAUGCUAAUGAUGAUGAACACAGCAGUCAGCCCAUGCUGCGCCAGCUUAUGAUGAAACUUGAUGUUGUUUUGCCAAAAGAGUAAUGCUAGGGGUACAAUUUUGACAUUUUGACAUACGAUAGAUGUAUUUUUCAUCUUUUAGUAAAUUUCUUCUAGUAUU
This is a messenger RNA of Cuscuta campestris, 1330 nucleotides long. The record is from the annotation of a GenBank genome assembly. NCBI's taxonomy places the organism in Eukaryota, Viridiplantae, Streptophyta, Magnoliopsida, Solanales, Convolvulaceae.